CUCCUCGCCCCCACCUCUUCCCCCCAGCGGAGAGGAAGAGCAGCGACAAGUGAACAACAAGCCGAGGCAAGGAAGAUAGGAAACUGCAUAGCGAGUGAAUGGAGCAGUGUGCGAGUACGGCCUCCCUGCUGGCCUCGGUGCGGGAGCAGGAGAGGCAGUUUGAGAUGCUGAGCCGAGCUCUGGAGGAGGAGCGGAGGUCGUGUGCCGGCACCCUGCCCCGCCCCCUCCCCAACAUGCAGAACGGACGCAUUCCUUGUGAUGCAGACAUAGAGAGGCUGACACUGAACGAGGGUUACAUCAACGGGACACAUCAUUUCAGGAUGGAGCCUGGUCAGGUGGUGCAGGAGACAUACACGGUGGAGGAAGAUCCCCAGGAGGCGCCACCUGUUGUCUCUGUGGAGACCGGUGAAGAUGGGACCACAAGGCGCACAGAAACCACGGUAAAGAAAGUAGUAAAGACUACCACCACUCGCACAGUCAUCCCCUCUGUGUCAGACACACUUUCUCUGGAUGGUGGGGGUUCAGUGACAGGCAUGGGGGGCUACCCUGCACCAAUGGUCUACAGACAGGGACCCAGCGUUGGCGUGCCCAUGGACUACCCCACUCACACUGUGCCCCGCAACUACCAAUACGGACCACCGGUGGCUUACGACGACUACCGAACUGGGCCCCCAUCUGAGACCUACACAAGCCUGAGCAGAGGAGCUCGCAUGGAUGAUCGCUACAGACCGGUCCAUCAAGACGGUUACAGAACUCUGGAUCCAAGCUACAGGGCCCCCAGCAGGAACCAGCUGGACCCCUAUGCUGCUCAGCCACAGGUUGGGCGUAUGGGAAGUGCCAUGGAGCUGUCCUCCAUGACAAGGUUCAUCCCAGAGCCGUAUGGUCUGGAGGAUGACCAGCGCAGCAUGGGCUAUGAUGAGCCCGACUAUGGCAUGGGACACCCAAUGCACUACAGCACCAUGCCUCACAACCACAAUGCAUUCCCCCAUGGGCCCCCACGCAGGACUGGGAGUUACGAGGGCACCUUGGAUGGCGACAUGAGCGGCCCAGGGGACAUGUACUUUUGGGGAGGAGCGCCGUUGGCCCAGGGGGAAAGAGGUAGCAUGGCUUCAUUGGACAGCACUUUAAGGAAAGGUCCCGGUCCUGGCCCCAGUGGCUGGCGUCAACCAGAGCUGCCUGAGGUCAUUGCCAUGCUGAACUACAGGCUGGACCCGGUCAGGAGCAACGCAGCUGCAUUCCUGCAGCAUCUCACUUAUAAGAAUGAUAAAGUGAAGUGUGAUGUGCGUCGACUGAAAGGCAUCCCAGCGCUGGUCUGUAUGCUUGACAACCCAAACAAAGAGGUUCACUAUGCAGCCUGUGGAGCCUUAAAGAACAUCUCGUAUGGCAAAGAUCAAGACAACAAGAUCGCCAUCAAGAACUGUGACGGAGUGCCUGCUCUGGUCCGGCUGCUGAGGAAGACCCGUGACCAGGACCUCACUGACACCAUCACAGGGACGCUGUGGAACCUGUCGUCUCACGACUCUGUGAAAAUGGAGAUUGUGGACCAUGCACUGCACGCCCUCUCUGACGAGGUGAUGGUGCCUCAUUCAGGCUGGGAGCGAGGGACCAACGGAGCAGGAGGAGAGGAGAACUGCAAGCCCAGACAUCUUGAGUGGGAGACCUCCCUCACCAACACAGCAGGCUGUCUAAGAAAUGUGAGUUCAGAGCGAAGUGAGGCGAGGAGAAAGCUGAGGGAGUGUACAGGAUUGGUUGAUUCGCUCAUGUACAUCGUCCAAUCCCAGAUUGACUUUAAAGAAGUCGACAAUAAGUUGAUAGAGAACAGCGUGUGUCUGCUGAGGAACUUGUCCUAUCAGGUGCAUCGUGAAAUCCCCGGCUGUGAACGCUACCAGGAGGCCGCGCCCCUCAACCAAGGCCCCGCCCCCUCCAGCCAGAAGGGUGGCUGCUUCAGCUCCCGCAAGAGCAAAGAUGAGUGGUUUUCCAAAGGUAGAAAAGAUGAAGAUGCAGCUGCAGACAUAAUAGACAUUCCAAAGAGGACCACACCAGCUAAAGGCUAUGAGCUGCUGUACCAGCCGGAGGUGGUCCGCAUCUACACCUCUCUGCUGAAGGAGUCCAAGAACCCCACCGUGCUGGAAGCCUCGGCUGGAGCCGUUCAGAACCUGUGUGCCGGACGCUGGACUUAUGGGCGAUACAUUCGUGCCUUGCUGCGCCAGGAGAAGGGUCUGCCCAUGAUGACUGAGCUGCUGGCCCACGGCAACGACCGUGUGGUCCGCGCCAUGUCUGGAGCCCUCCGUAACAUGGCCAUUGACGCACGCAACAGAGAUCUACUAGGUAAACAUGCGGUCCCUCACCUGGUGGCCAACCUGCCUGGCGGCGGUCAGAGUCAGCCAGUGCGAGCGCUGUCAGAAGAGACGGUGGUGUCGGUACUGAGCACGCUCCAUGAGGUGCUGGGCUCCAGCCUGGAAGCAGCCAAGACCCUCAGGGCCUCACAGGGAAUUGAGAGACUGGUGCUCAUUAACAAGGACGGUAAUCGUUCUGAGCGGGAGGUGCGUGGAGCAGGCCUGGUGCUGCAGACGGUGUGGGGCUACAAGGAGCUGCGGCGCACUUUGGAGAAGGACGGCUGGAAGAAGACAGACUUCAUGGUCAACUUAAACCCUCCCAGCAACAACACCAGAGCAAACGGAGGAUAUGAGGACAGCACUCUGCCGCUCAUAGACAAAGGUGGCAAAGGGGACCGGGAUAUGAUCCCAAUGAAUGACAUGGGACCAGAUGCCUACUCCACACUGGACCAAAGGGGGAGACGGAACACUUUGGAUAACACACUCGAACCUGCUGACAAAGAUGCAGUACAGAAAAACUGAUUGUGUGCAUCACAAGACGACAACCUCCUCCCACCUACUGCCCUUGCUGAACUGACUAUGGCGGACUACUACACUAUCGAUGGGACUAAACGCCAUCCUUCACACUCAAAUCUUCUGUCCCUCUUCACUCUAUUGCAGCCUCUCUUCUUCUCUCUUUCACUUUGUUACAUUCCUCCAUUGCAGCUGACAAACUAAUGGAACCACUCAGAAAAAACUGACGUGGAUCUGCGCUCCCUGUGGACAACUGGACGAGACACUAUGACCACUUUGUGCUCUGCAAGUCCCUGAACUCCAAAAUGCUAACCACUCAGUCAGAUACCGGGGCCACAACACUACAUCUCCACGCUACACUACUACACUACAACUAGCUUGGACAACGCUAAUUCUCUCUUUGACGAAGAGCAGAGACUGUGGCUUCAUCUGGGAACUUUUCUAUUUCUUGGAGGUGGGAGAUUAGACGUAGACCAGACUAAUUAGAAAGUUUGGAUCAGAACAGGACACUUUAUGUUGAAAUUUUGCAUACAUGGCAUUGACGAAAUCAAGGAAAUGCUUCCUUCGCUCUCUCUCUGAUGUUUAAAUACUACAAAAAAAAUGUUUUCCUACCACUGAUCUAAUCAGAUAUAUGUAAAGCUUCUGCCUCUGUUUUGGUAGUGGUUGUUUCUCUUCUUGCUUUGCUCUGUACCACAGUGAUGUACAUGUGCCAAAUGACACUGCUACUGCUGCGACUGCCAAUACUGAAUGCAAGAACUUCACUCAACUUUUACAGCAGCUACACUGAAAAUGCUUUAUGUGUGCAGCUUGUGUCGGUGACCGCCCAGCAACAAGAUGCAUGGGGAUGCUGCAUUUUCUGUAUUUGAUUGUGAUCCACAAAUAUAAAAGGGUGGUGGUUUCAGUAUGGAUAUUCUUACAGACCGAAAUAGAGCAGACGAUAGAGAAUAGACGGUAUAGUCUGUUUCUGUUAAAUGUAAGCCCCACAACAUUGUAAUUCUUAGGAGAUAUCACAGGAUUUGUGGGGUCCAUUUACUUGUAUCGGCAGGUCUGUCAUCAAUGUGUACAUACCAGGCGGUCUCUAACAGCAUCUGUGUGGGAUAACUGGAGUGCCUCGCUCAUUCAGGAUAGGUCUGAUGGGUGUGCCCAACAUGACAUGGGUGACCAAUCAUGGUGUCUUUUUCUUCUCAGCAGGUUACUAGUUGGGAAUACUGUAUAUGGAACUCAUCAGUUUUCUAUUCUGCAAAAAAAUGUAAUAUGUGAACUUGUACGUAUGUAAGACUGGAUUCUUGUUAAUGGAAUUGGUUAUUUUUAUAAGAUAUAAAACUCUUGAGUUCUGUAUAACUUACUGCUUCUCAACCCCAUAGCCUAGCUGGCUUUAAGACUACAUAACAGUACAUGGGAGAAGAAGCAGUAUUGUCUGUUUGUGCCCACAUUUCUUAAGUACAGUGCUUGUUCUGUAGAAGAAUACUUAUUCUUAGUGCCGAGUGAGAUGUAGAUACUUACUGAGUGGAUGAUUAAAAGAAGCACUAGGGGGGUGUAAUGUGUUUUUCUUUCUUUGUGUUACCUUUUAAUUUGUUUGUUAUCCAUCCCAAUUGAAACACAGACAGAGGGUGCCUCUUUUUCUCAAAGUAACAAGUUGCCUUCGAGAAUGGACUGACUAAAAGAGGAGAGCAAGGGUUUGUGUUAGAGCAUCGCAGUGUAAGAAGGCAGAGACCAGAUUUUGCUAUAAAAUAAAAGCACAUUUAAACUAUAUACAAGAGUAUAUUUGUUAAUUUUAAUGGUUUUAUGUAUUACUUUUUUAUAUUGAUUUGGGUUCAAUUGUUUUUGGGUGCUCUUGGUGAAUGCAUAUGCAAUCAGUUUAUCUUUUGAUUGAAAACAUUCAGUCUGUAUCUCAAUUAAAUGCAAAACAAGUUAGCUAAACAAAAUCAUCCAACAUAGUCAUCAGAUACUGGAUCACUAAUGAAAAAAAGAAAUCUCAUUCUGGACUACACCUUAAUCUCUUUGCCUUGGCUCUUAAAGUUGCACAUUCUCAUUUAUGAAUGAAUCAUGUAACUAGCAAUACUGUUUUUAAUAAAAAAGAAAAUGAUUUUUCA
Cyclopterus lumpus (lumpfish) is the source of this 4942-nucleotide messenger RNA. It is a transcript of the gene ctnnd1, whose product is annotated as catenin (cadherin-associated protein), delta 1. The record is from RefSeq and is a predicted model, not a curated record. Bases 99 to 2858 code for a protein of 919 amino acids. Gene Ontology annotation, molecular function: cadherin binding. Gene Ontology annotation, biological process: cell-cell adhesion; cell-cell junction assembly. Gene Ontology annotation, cellular component: cytoplasm; nucleus; plasma membrane. The transcript is spliced from 22 exons. Lineage: Eukaryota; Metazoa; Chordata; Actinopteri; Perciformes; Cyclopteridae.